Molecule: messenger RNA, 1724 nt
Organism: Saccostrea echinata
Lineage: Eukaryota; Metazoa; Mollusca; Bivalvia; Ostreida; Ostreidae
Product: neuronal acetylcholine receptor subunit alpha-10-like
Exons: 7
Coding region: 49-1323 (424 amino acids)
Biological process (GO): signal transduction; monoatomic ion transmembrane transport; nervous system process
Cellular component (GO): membrane; synapse; neuron projection
Molecular function (GO): transmembrane signaling receptor activity; extracellular ligand-gated monoatomic ion channel activity; neurotransmitter receptor activity
Source: RefSeq, a predicted model, not a curated record
UACUUUUCAGACAUUUUUGCCCAUGAACAAAGACUACAUAAUGAUCUCAUGAAAAACUACCUCACAGCAGUUCGACCAACCACAGAUCUCAGUACACCAAUCCAUGUUCAACUCAUGUACGACCUAAUUAGAGUUGAUGAACUAGAUGCAGCAAAGGAAACGAUUACCACCACUUUUAUGUUCCAACAGAUCUGGAAAGAUCCUCGUUUGACUUGGAACACUACAGAAUAUGGAGGCAUUAAAUCCAUAAGAUUUCCAUACAACAGUGUUUGGCAUCCAGAUAUAGAAAUUGAAAACUUUGCGCCGGGGCCAUCUUGGUCAUCUGAAGCUUCCGUAUACAUCAGCUAUGACGGCACUGCCAUCUACGUGCCCCACAAAACAUUGUCCACUUACUGCUCAAUGGACCUAGCGCUGUUCCCAUAUGAUACCCAGACAUGCUCUUUAACUUUUGUUCCGUGGACUCACAAUUCACUUGAAAUGAGAUUAGGACUGUAUGGUCAUUACUAUAAUACGACAAAAAAGUUGGAAAUCAAUGUAGAAAAUUACCUCGAUUUUCAGUGGAAAAUCUUAAAAGCAACGGCCUCCAUCAACAGUAGGAAGUAUUCUUGCUGUCCGGAGGAGUAUCAGAGGUUUGUGGUGACGAUAACGACGAUGAGAAAGACCAGCUUUUAUCGUUACGUCAUCACCUGGCCCUCCAUUAUUGCCUGUUUCCUGGUUCCGUUUCUCUUUGCUAUACCUUCACAUUCCGCUCAGAAAAUUACAUUUGGUCUUGGACUUAUGAUUUUUGAGUCAUUGAUCGUUUUGGUCUUCGUUGAGACAAAUACAUUUGAUCACACUACAGUUCCGAACCUUGCCAUUUUCCACUUGAUUAUUUUGAUUUUAACAUCAAUAAGUCUCCUGCUGUCCAUAUUCAUUAUCUCGCUAUGUGAUGACAGUGGAAGAAGAAAACGCGUACCAGCUUGGUUACAAAGACUUGCCUUGAAUGAUACUUGCUUGAGGAGGAUACUUUGUCUUGGGCAAUAUGGAAAGUCCAUCAGGUAUUCUAACGGAGGUGGGGGUCUUUUAGAGGACCAGGGGAUACAUGAACCUUCACAUGAUGCCCCUGAAAUGCACACAGUGUCCAAUAACGAUACGAUGAGGGAUUUAUCGGAGUCCAUUCGCACAAUCUCCGACAAGAUGAUCUCCGAGGAGGCUUCUGCUAGGAUUACACAAGACUGGCGAGAGAUCGGGAGAUUGGUGGAUCGAAUUCUUGGUUUUCUCUGUGUUGUGACUGUGUUUAGUUUAUUAAUGUGGUCAAUUACGUCUUCCAUCUGGUUGAAAUAAUGACAAGAAUGCAUUUUUUUUAAAGUUACACUAACAUUUUAUAUUUGUAAACAGUGAUACAGUACAGUUCUACUGGAUUUAUAAACUCGCGCCCUGCAUAGUUGACAGAAUGUGACGUCUCAGCACCUGUUAGCACGGAGAGUCCGAUAAAUUUCACGGAAUGGAAUUGAUGCAAUAUGCGUGCCUUCAACCAAAAGGUGAUACGUCAUAUUUUGUCCGUCAGUCAAAGCUCUUGGUGCCUAUCUUGAAUCCAAAUACGUAUAUCAUAAAGAACUAAACACAAUAUAUUUUCCGUAUGUGAAACAUUAUUGUAGAUCGAUUUUUUUAACAGUUUCACUCAAUCGACUGUUACAAUAUCUUAUAAUAAUUAACUAAAAAAAUACACAUGUAAUUGUAAUACU